Molecule: messenger RNA, 1643 nt
Organism: Andrographis paniculata
Lineage: Eukaryota; Viridiplantae; Streptophyta; Magnoliopsida; Lamiales; Acanthaceae
Product: protein EARLY-RESPONSIVE TO DEHYDRATION 7, chloroplastic-like
Exons: 5
Coding region: 165-1523 (452 amino acids)
Cellular component (GO): plasma membrane
Source: RefSeq, a predicted model, not a curated record
UUGUUAGGGCUAUAUAUAUUUUGCUUUUGUUUCAUAUGGUAUGGUGUAAAUUUUAAUCUGCUUUGUUCAGAGUAGGGUUGAUUUAAUUGAGUGCCAAUGAGAUCAUUAUACAAUUGGAACAGACCUCUAAGCUUAGCAAUUGAAAACCUCCACACCGUACAUCAAUGGCGUCCCAAUCCCCUCCGGCCGCCGAUUCGAUUCAUGACAAUGACAAUGAGCCCCCUUCUUCCUCCGCUCAGUCUCAGUGUACCACCAUGAAGGACCUGCUCGCAGACUUUUUCUCCGACUCGGAUGAUGAAACAAGCGCUAGAUCCCCAACAUCCUCCCCUCCGGCGUCGCUCGGUCACGGUGAAACGCUCGUCACAAUCUCCGGCGCAAUCCUUCACCUGAUUGACAAAAGCUGCUCCGUCGAGCUCGCAACCGGAGAUCUCCGGGUCGUCCGCCUCCGACAGGGCGGCAACACCGUCGCGACACUCGCGUCGGUCGCCGACGAUGUUCACUGGCCGUUAGGCAAAGACAUCACAGCCGUUAAACUCGAUUCUUCGCAUUACUUCUUCUCCUUCCAGGCGCCUCGAGAUCCGGAGGACGACGACGAAGAGAACGACUCGAAAAAAAACAAGGAAAAGGAAAAGGGGAAAAACAGCAAACACGACAAAAUCGAAACCGAAGUGUUGAGCUACGGAUUAACGAUCGCAUCCAAAGGUCAGGAGAAGUUAAUCAAGGAGUUGGAUCACAUACUGGAAGAGUGCAGCCAUUUCUCGGUGCAGAAGGUAGACGAAAAGGCCGCCGUUGCAAUGGGCGGCGCCGCUGGAAUCAGCGCCGGCGAAUUGGACGAGAAUAAGGAGGAAGUCGAAGGACAGUGCGCGGCGUACUGGACGACGCUAGCGCCAAACGUAGAGGACUACAGCAGUAUAGCAGCAAAGCUAAUCGCCGUCGGCUCAGGGCAAUUGGUUAGGGGAAUAUUGUGGUGUGGAGACGUCACAAUCGAACGCCUGAAUUGGGGAAACGAGGUUUUGAAGCAGAGAAUGGGUCCAGGAACCAACAGAGAGCUCGAUCCAAAAACCUUGAAGAGGAUCAAGAGGGUUAAGAAGGUGACAAAGAUAACCGAAAAAGUGGCGACCGGGGUGCUGUCGGGCGUGGUGAAGGUGUCCGGAUUCUUCACCAGUUCAGUUUCGAAUUCGACAAUGGGGAAGAAGUUCUUCAAUCUCUUGCCAGGGGAAGUUGUUCUUGCUUCAUUGGAUGGAUUCAGCAAACUUUGCGAUGCUGUUGAAGUAGCCGGAAAGAAAGUGAUGACAACGUCUUCAACCGUGACAACAGACCUGGUGACCCACAGGUAUGGGGAAGACACAGCAAAGGCGGCUUCGGAAGGAUUGGAAGCUGCCGGGCAUGCUGUAGGGACUGCGUGGGCAGUGUUUCAAAUUCGGAGGGGAUUUAAUCCUCGGAAUGCGAUCACUCCGGCGAACUUGUCGAGAAAUGCUGCUGAGGCUGCAGCUGAAAUCAGGAAAAAAAAAGCCCACAAGUAAGAAACUAACUCAUUCCAUACUACAUUCAUCUUCUUUUUUUUUGAUUAGUUUUUGGAUUCCAUUCCAGGCUUGAAUUUGUUCUCAAUGUGUUUGUGUGUGUAUAUAUAAUGUUGAUGUUGU